Truncatella angustata is the source of this 2289-nucleotide messenger RNA. RefSeq lists its product as uncharacterized. Gene Ontology annotation, biological process: protein import into nucleus. NCBI's taxonomy places the organism in Eukaryota, Fungi, Ascomycota, Sordariomycetes, Amphisphaeriales, Sporocadaceae. The transcript has a single exon. Gene Ontology annotation, molecular function: guanyl-nucleotide exchange factor activity; small GTPase binding. Gene Ontology annotation, cellular component: nucleus. The record is from RefSeq and is a predicted model, not a curated record. The coding region runs from base 1 to 2289 and encodes 762 amino acids.
AUGGCUGUCGAGCAUGAGCCUCGCCUUGUGCCACCCCAGGCACCAAAGCCAAACCUAGACUUAGAUGCCAACGCCAUUACCCGUGCCGGUGCUUCUGGCUCGCUUCUUACGAAUCAUGGCGCACAUGGCCAUCCCGACCAGAACGUGGCCAAGGGUCGUGGCGGCGACGAUAAAAACGACAAGCCACUCAAGGCCAAUUCUCGCUUGAGAGUGUCGUCUUGGGAGGGAACGCUUCCUCGACUCGGGUUUAGUUCAAUAGAUUUGAGUGGAAUAUUAGAUUACCAGAAUCGGCCCAAAACUCCCGACGCUUUUGUUUAUGAGACGUUGGCAUCUCCCACUCGGCCGCCUACGCCGCCCUUCGUCCCCAGCCAGAAGCUUCCCAGGCUGUCUACGGGUCUUGUCGCGACAUUGCCCGACGACUCCAUCCCCGCCACUGCUUUCAGCUCAAGCUCCGCCUUUACGCUGACUACGAGCACUGCUCAGAAUUCAUCCUGUGGUCGAGACCGAAGCACUAUACAGUCUUCACCUCCGGUACCCACCUCAUUGAGAAGGGACAAGCCACAAGAUAUUAGCGGCCAAGGACAACUCUGGGGGUUCAGUCUGGCUAGUGGUUUACAAGAUGCUCUUGGCCGGUCUGUGGGCUUCCGUAGCAAUACUCCCAUCCAUGACCUCGUGGAGCAAGAACCGCCGCAAGCAAGACAGCCGCUAGCAACAACAAUCCCGCCACUCGAGAGUUCCACCAACCCAGUAGCUCACAGGUUGCCUCCUGGCUUUCCUGCUGCAUCCCAUACGCCAAAUCCUACCAUUGCGGGUGCGUCAAGCCCUUGUCCACAGCGAAUCAAGACUGACAACAAGGUCGUAGCCGUUACUAAAGGUCUUGUCUCUUUCACCACUCGAAGCAUCGCUGGUCACCGCGAACCACUCAACAGUGGCAUCGAUGUUGACCAGUAUUUUGAUAUCAUUCGGGCUUCUAUAGACAUUACACCACGUCCCCAGCGCUCUAUAACUCUAAGACAAGUCCAGGCGAAUAUCAGUCCAAGAAGCACUCCUCGAGGCCAAACACCAGUCACCAGCGCGGCUUGGCCCCCAACCUCUCAACCACCAAGCAGUCCUCAGACUGAGCAUUCACAGUCGGAAUAUAAACAGACUGCCCCAUAUCCGCCUCGCAUACUACCCAAGUUUCGAGACGUGGAGCUUCAUUCUAUCAUUGAGAGUGUGUACGCUUCAUCGCCCCGUCAAAAUACAAACACUAUUGUGCACAAACACCUCCCCGAUAACGACGUCGAUGGUAACGACGACGACGACGACGACGACGACGACGAAGAAGUUGGAGGGUGUACCGUAGAACCUAUUCUCGAUCUGCAGCAGAGAUUGACCAUCUUCAAUCAAGAACCGCCUCGGUUCUCUCGCAAGAAGCCUACACCAGCUCACAAAGCUAUCCAAGAUGCCUUCCGGGCCCAAGUUCGUGAGAUAGCAUCAUUCAGCGCGCAGUUCAAGCCUGUCCUCCAGCUCAGCAAGGAGGACAAAUUCAACUGCUUGGUAGCAAAGAUACAGACGAAGGGACUUCUCACCAGCAAUGGCAUGACAGGUGCACGAGACGUGCAUGUCUUUGUAGAUAUGUCGAAUAUCUUCAUCGGGUUCCAGGAUACUGCCAAGAUUAGCCAGGGUUUGUCCAUCAACGCCCGUGUCACUUUCAGUCCCUUUUCCUUUGAACACCUAGCUUUUGUGCUUGAGCGAGGUCGAAAGACGGUUAAGCGCAAAUUGGCUGGUUCUGUUCGACAGGCUCAUCAGAUGAACAACUUGCCGUCUUACAUCCUCGAAGCUCAAACUUAUGGUUUCGAAGCCAAGAUACUUCAUCAAGUUGUCAAGUUGGAUCGAAACCAGCCGUUUCAAAACAGUCCCUGCACUAGUGCUGAUGAGGCGAACUCUGCGAUACUCUGUCCUCGCACAAAGUUGGGUGAGCAGGGAGUCGAUGAGACACUGCACCUUUCCAUGCAAGAUAGCAUCCUUGAUGCCCAGGGGAACCCAGGCGUCAUGGUGCUUGCAACUGGCGACGCGAAGCCAGCUGAGUAUUCCGAUGGUUUCGCACAUUAUGCUAUCAAAGCCCUGAAGCACGGCUGGCACGUAGAGGUCGUAUCGUGGAGAAAGUGCUUGUCUAGCGAAUGGAAGAAAUCGCCAUUCAAGGACACGUACGCUGAUCAGUUCCGAAUUGUUAUACUUGACGAUUUCUUCGACGAGAUACAUGCAGACUGGGUUGGCAGUGCUUCGGCCGUGUUGGCUCACGUUUGA